AUGUCAUUUUCACCGAUAUUACAUCAAGUGUGUACGAGUGAUUUCAUCAAAGAUUCCUGGAUAGCACUACUUACAGCUAUUACCUAUCAACAGACACCUGUUGACUGGAAUGCUAAUGUUGUCUCACAAUUUCAACUAUUGUCAGCUUUAUGUGAACUAGCUAAUGUGACGAUCGAUGAUGCUGUCCGUCGCUUUCUUGAACGAUCCUUCGUCAGUUCACAAGUGGUCACAAAGAUCAGCUUUGAUGAUCAAUUAUCCGCAGCUAUUAAUCAAUUUACUCAAUCAACCAUCAUGUAUUUUGGUCUUCUCGUUGAUAUAAUACAUCUUUUUACACAAGUCGAUCAACCUUACACCGGAGUUAGCUUCCCAGGCUUGAUUCCGAAUUUCAACGCAAAACUAAUUAUGAAUAAUUUGGCAAAUGAGAGCAUCAAUCAACAAUCACCAUCGGUAUGUCUUUAUGUGCAAGAUAUACGAAAUUCUUUUUCCAAAAUAUUGAUGAAAUCAUAG
Messenger RNA from Rotaria sp. Silwood2, 507 nucleotides. The record is from the annotation of a GenBank genome assembly. NCBI's taxonomy places the organism in Eukaryota, Metazoa, Rotifera, Eurotatoria, Philodinida, Philodinidae.